AUGAUUAUAACAUUGUUUAUGUUUUUUAUCAUUUUUGCCACUUUGGGCUUAUUAGCAACUUGGCUUCUUUGCGCUUAUUAUCGAAGAAAAUCACGGGAGCAAAUGGAGAAAGAAUUACAACGUCGUCGAGAUGAUAAAAAUCAAUUAAAACUUGAUACUUUUCGAAAAAAGCAACUUGACUUACAGAUGCUUACAGCAAUGAGGAAUGCCAGAAUUGGCUCUAAAGAUAAUAUUGUUUGCUCCCAAGAACCAAGUUAG
This is a messenger RNA of Cercopithifilaria johnstoni, 258 nucleotides long. The record is from the annotation of a GenBank genome assembly. NCBI's taxonomy places the organism in Eukaryota, Metazoa, Nematoda, Chromadorea, Rhabditida, Onchocercidae.